UACACAUGCUGAUUUUUAAACAGAAUUUUAUUUUAUUCAAAGAUCUUAUAUUGGCCUUAAACAUGAUUGCCGAUGAUUGGUUAAAAAUUAAAACCGACAAAGAGCUACAUAUUAUGAUAAAACAUGCGCAGAAUGCACGUGCCAUUAUUAUAUUCGGAUAUGUCCUUAUGAUUUUAGCAGUCAGUUUACUUGUAUUUUUACCUUGCUUUGGAACAUCAUUAAGAUACAUGACAAAUAUUACUGAUCCAAUUAAAAUUUUGCCUUUGCAAACCUAUUAUUUCUAUGAUAAAAAUCAGAGUCCGUAUUACGAGCUUACAUUCGCUGCGCAAGUCGUUCUGCUCAUUAUGGCUUCUAUAUCUUAUACUGGCAUAGAUAAUUUACUCGGAUUACUGGUAUUUCAUUUAUGUGGUCAAAUGGAAAAUCUUAAAGAACAAUUGAUUAAUAUAAAACGAUUUGAAACCUUCAACAACGGUUUGGCUUUCAUUGUCAAGGAUCAUAUACGACUAAUUAAGUAUUUUAAAAUCGUCGAAAAUACAUUCACUCUAUUAUUACUCGGUCUGUUACUUUAUUUUGGUAUUCUAUUUUGUUUAUAUGGAUUUUUAACUAUCGCAAUACUUACAGAAGGAAGAGAAAUGUCAAUAAUGCGUUUAAUAUAUUUAAUAUCAGCAGCGUUAAACGUUUGCGGCCACAUGUGUCUCUAUUGUAUAGUAGGUGAAAUUCUAGUAACACAAUGUGAAGGAAUAUAUCGUGCAGUAUAUGAUUACGAAUGGUAUACGUUAGAACCGGAAGAAGCGAGAACUUUAAUCAUAAUAAUGAUUCGUGCCAAUAAACCUCUAUAUAUUACAGCAGGAAAAAUGUUCCCUAUGACACUAUCUAUGUUUUGCAAUUGGACGAACGGUCCCGAUGGUGGUGGUGGUGGUGGUGGUGGUGGUAGUAGUGGUGGAUCGUAA
Pogonomyrmex barbatus (red harvester ant) is the source of this 950-nucleotide messenger RNA. RefSeq lists its product as uncharacterized. Lineage: Eukaryota; Metazoa; Arthropoda; Insecta; Hymenoptera; Formicidae. The record is from RefSeq and is a predicted model, not a curated record.